Strongyloides ratti is the source of this 816-nucleotide messenger RNA. RefSeq lists its product as hypothetical. Lineage: Eukaryota; Metazoa; Nematoda; Chromadorea; Rhabditida; Strongyloididae. Bases 1 to 816 code for a protein of 271 amino acids. The transcript is spliced from 2 exons. The record is from RefSeq and is a predicted model, not a curated record.
AUGACAGAAUCUAUUGCAUAUAGUCCACGUUUUAUAAACAUUCUUGAAUCUCAAGAUGAGAUAAUUGAAGAAUUAAUGAAAGAACUUGAGAUGUGUAAAAAAGAAUUAGUUGUAAAAAGUGGAGGAACCAAAAAAAAAGGUGAAAUUCUUAAAAAAGAAAUAUUAAAAGAAGGUAUUAUUAGUGAUAUUCAAAGAAAGAUGGCUUUUGUCAUGGAUUUGGUUGAUGAUCUUCAAAAUCAAAAUAUGAAAUUAGAAAAAGAUGUAGAAAUUGUUAAACAUAGUAUUAAAGAUGUAGAUAAAAUUAAAAGAUUUGAGGGUAUACUUGAUGAAAUGAUAGUAUUAAAAAAAGAAAUUGAAAUAUUACGUGAAGAAAUUAAGGUGAAAGAAAAAUUUACUAAGCAAAUAAGUGAAGAACUUCAACGACAGGAAGAAAAAUUUGAAAAUACAAUAACAAAAAUAAAUAAUGAACUUUAUCAAUAUCACAAUGAUAAUGAAUUAUUGAGAAGGAAAAUUAGUGAUCUUGAGAAAGAAAAAGAAAUAUUAUUGAGUCGUUUACAAAGUAUUGAAAUUUAUAAUGAAACAAUUGUAAAUAAAAAACUUUUAGAACAUGAAAAAGUGGAAGAAGAUGAUUUUAAAAAAUUAAUUGAAGAUCAAAAAACUUUAAUAGAAUCAUUAAAAAAAGAGAAUGAAGUAAUUUAUGAUAAAAUGAGAAAUAUGGAUGAAGCGUUUCAAUCUAAAGUUGGUAAAUUAAGAAAGGAUAAAAAAAAUCUUAAACUUUUAUUAAAAAGACAUUUUAAUGAGAAUUUGGAUGAAUAA